Medioppia subpectinata is the source of this 267-nucleotide messenger RNA. Lineage: Eukaryota; Metazoa; Arthropoda; Arachnida; Sarcoptiformes; Oppiidae. The record is from the annotation of a GenBank genome assembly.
AUGGCUAUACCCACGGCGGGGGCGGGUCUGGGAUAUACACCACUACUACACGCGGCCGCCGACGGAGACCAUUAUAACACUGCAUUACACGAGGCUUCCUGGAAGGGCUACAGUCAGACCAUUGAGAAUCUAUGUAAAAACAAUGCCAACCCAUACAUCAAGAAUAAGCAAGGUCACAGCGCAUUACAUCUGGCCUGUCAACAGGGCCACAAUCAAAGCUGUCGUAUACUACUCAUCAGUGGCUGCAAACCAGACAUCAAGAAUAAU